AUGGGUUUCGACUAUUACGGCAUUUUAGGCGUAAAGAGAUCCUGCAGUCAGCUAGAAAUUAAACGCGCAUACAGACGCCUCGCCCUAAAGUAUAAUCCCGAAAGACAUGAUAAUGAUGAAAAUAUGAAACGGAUAUUCGCCCUAAUUGCAGAAGCGUACGAAGUCUUAGUAGACCACAAGAGACGAGCCGUCUACGACCAAUAUGGUGAAGAAGGUCUCAAAAAAGGUGUUCCUGGACCUACUGAGUACAUACAGCCGUACGUCUACCAUGGUGAACCGUUAAGAACCUUUCACGACUUCUUCGGCACGUCUAAUCCUUACGCAGACCUCUUGGAUUAUUACGAAAACCCUCCACCUAUAUUCGAUUCUCCUUUGGGUAAAGGAUAUAAGGAAAAAGACGUAUCUAUUGUUCGACCCCUUGCCUUAUCACUCGAAGAGGUAUACAAAGGGUGUCUGAAGAAAAUGAAAAUUCAAAGACUUGUCUUCACUGAUGAAACAUGUUCAGAAUUAAAGUUGCGGGAGAAAGUUCUGUCAAUACCGAUCAAAGCCGGGAUAUAUUCUAACACAGAGGUGAGGUUCAAAGAAGAAGGAGAUCAGGGCCCAACGAGGAUUCCUGCUGACGUUAUAUUUAUUACGGAAGACCGCCCUCACGACACCUUCGUCAGAUCCGGUUUGAGUAACUUACUUUACACUCAGACUAUAUCUUUAAAGGAGGCAUUAUGCGGGUUCAUGGUAACACUUAAAACUUUAGAUGGAAGAAUACUCAGAGUCAAAAUAACUGACGUAGUUACUCCGACUUAUGAGAAGGUUAUAGAAGACGAGGGCCUGCCACUGCCCGCGUGUCCCACGAAAGCAAAGGGUAAUUUGAUCCUACGAUUCAAUAUUACAUAUCCAGAGUAUUUAUCGAAGAAGACCAAAAAAGCGUUUGAAGAAGCGUUCAGAGUGAGAGACGAAGAGGAUCUAAAGUUCAAGGAUUUAGAAUGUGGUACAAUACCUAUCGGGUCACUAUCUGACAGUGAUUAG
Molecule: messenger RNA, 1023 nt
Organism: Arctia plantaginis
Lineage: Eukaryota; Metazoa; Arthropoda; Insecta; Lepidoptera; Erebidae
Source: the annotation of a GenBank genome assembly